This is a messenger RNA of Bombina bombina (fire-bellied toad), 3870 nucleotides long. RefSeq lists its product as uncharacterized. Gene Ontology annotation, molecular function: GTP binding; GTPase activity. The transcript has 12 exons. Lineage: Eukaryota; Metazoa; Chordata; Amphibia; Anura; Bombinatoridae. The record is from RefSeq and is a predicted model, not a curated record. The coding region runs from base 1538 to 3034 and encodes 498 amino acids.
UAUCUACAGGGACAUAAAAUCCAAAAAUGUUUUUUUAUGAUUUAGACAGAACGUGCAAUUAAACAACUUUCCAAUUUACUUUCAAUAAGUAACCUGCUUUGUUUUCUUAGUUUCCUUUGUUAAAAAGCAUACCUUGGUAGGCUCAAGAGCACCAAGGCACUACAGGGAGCUAGCUGACGAUUGGUUCCUGCACAUAUACGGCUUCUGUCAUUGGUUCACCCUAUGUGUUUAGCUAGCUCCCAGUAAUGCAUUGUUGUUGCUUCUUCAACAAAAGAAUUAAGCAAAUUUGAUAAUAGCAGUAAAUUGGAAACACAUUUAAAAAUAUAUACGCUAUCCGAACAAUGAAAACAUUUUUGGGGGUUUUUGUGUCCCUUUAAAGGGACAUGAAACCCAUUUUUUUUUCUUUAAAAGAUAACUAACUUUUAUGUUUUUAAACACAAACCAAACGCAUAUAAUCAAUAAAAAACACAAAGUAAAACUUACUGACCUAUAAUUUUUGAAAAACGAUGCAGCAUAACGCUAUAACAAUAAUAUUUAUUUUUCUCCUUUGAGUCACAAAAUUCGUCCCCCAAAUAUCGGCACUAAAUGUUAGAAAUCAAUAACCUAUCAUAUGGAGACUUUAUGCAUAUCAUUAAAUGACGAUUAAGUCCUACUUUGCAUGCGCAUAGAAAUCAUCUAAAUUGCGCAUGCGCAUUUUAAAUGACUGAUGCCGAAAUGUAUUAUCUUCCAUGCAGUCUUUCAGGGAGUGAGGUUUUAGGUGACGUUGCGCAAUCGCAUAGCUGAUUAGAAGCGCCAUAUUCCAACCAGGGUUGUCAGCCCGGAUUGGACAGGAGAUAACGAUACCCAUGGAAUGGGUUUGGAAAGAUAUUAAUUAUUGAAAUAAGAAAUCGUCUAAACGGUAAGGAUCUCAUAAGGAGAGUAUUUAGCAAAAGUGCUUGUUUAGAAUAGUUAGUUCAUUUUAUGCUUUACAGUGGCCCUUUAAUCAUUCAGAUAGCGAAUACAAUUUAAAAAAAUAUUUCCAAUUUACUUCUAUUAUCAAAUUCACUUUGUUCUCAUGUUAUUCUUUGUUGAUGAGAUAGCUAGAUAGGUAGCAUGCAUGUGUCUGAAGCACUAAAUUACAGGAAAUAGUGCUCCUGCUAAUGUACAACAUUGUUGCAAAAUUGCUGCUACACUCCUGAGAUUACAUCCCUGCUUUUCAACAAAGGAAAACAAAGAUAAUUUGAUAAUAGAAGUAAAUUGGAAAGUCGGUUCCAAUUAGUAUAAUAAUAAUCUAGCCCAUUACAGAGAGUAAUUAUUGUACUGCUAUUUGCUAUGGGGACUUUAUGUCACUGCCCCUUUUGUGUAACUAUUGUUAUAUAAGUGACUCACAGGAGGACUGGGUUAUUUAUGUAACUUCUCUCACACACAAUAACCCACGAAUGAUUUGACCACUAAACGGCGCCAGAUUUAAACCUAAAGUCCUUACGUGUCUAUGUGACCCCGCCCCUGACUUACACGUUUACACGCCAGGCCACGUUGUAAUUCGUAUUUGUGUGGAAUGCUGGGAUUUGUAGUUCUUAGCGUGAUCAAUUUCUUUAGCGUGACAGGGGCUGUUUUUUGUUUGGACUGCAAUUCCCGUCUUUCUGCUCGGCAUUUAUAUAGUAAAAUUAACCGGUGUUGUGCUUUUAACAGAGGCUCAGGUAUGUCCGGGAAGGUGAAGGUGCGAGCUGCCGCCAAUGCGGAUGCCCUAGCCGGUGCCGUGUCUGUAAACGAGCGGAUCCUGCGGGACUGUCACUCGCUGUACAUUGACCCCGAGAAUGGCCUCAUCGCUCUUGCAUCCCACCUCAACCUCAUUUUUCUGCCUCCCCGUAAGAAGAUCACAGCGAUGAUAAUGGGGAAUCACUCCGCUGGAAAGAGUAGUUUCAUCAACUGGUAUAUAGAGGAGCACAUUCAAAGGACUGGAGUCGCAAUUGAGACUCAGGGAUUUGCCUUCAUAACCAGUGGCCGCAAAAGGGAGUCUCUAACUGGUGAUGCCACAUUACAGCUUUACCCUCACUUCAAACCCCUGCAGUCCUUCCACGGCGUGUCUGAAUACCUCUGCACAGAGAUUUCCACGUCGCGGCAAAAGAAAUUCAGUUUGGUAACGUUUGUGGACACACCAGGUCUGGUAGAUGGUGACAUGAAGUACCCAUUUGAUGUGAACAGAGCCCUCCUGUGGCUGGGUGAGCUCUGCGACCUGGUCCUAGUUUUCUUUGACCCAAUGGGACAGGCUCUGUGCAAACGGACUCUGGACAUUGUAGAGAAGAUCAAUGAGAACCAUGGAGAGAAACUGCGCUUCUACUUAUCCAAGGCUGAUGAGGCUGGAGGGGAAAGUGACAGGCAGAGGGUUCUGAUGCAGAUUGUCCAGGAGCUGUGUAAACGACCUGGUUUGAACAAAUGUGGCUUUGACAUGCCAACCAUCUACAUACCCAACCCCAAUAAGCCGGUACGCUGCAUUAACCAGAUAGAGGAAGUUUGCAAAACUAUAGAGAAGACCAUCACACAGACAGUCCAGACCACCCUGAAUACUCUGGGAAAAGACUGCCAAAGACUGACCGAGAAGAUCGAGACCACCCUGCGUGAAGAUGAUGACACUGUGCGAGAGAAUCGCCGCUCUCGUGUACGUGGCUGUCUCUUCGGACUGGGGGGUCUCAUGCUUCCCUUCUUACUUUUUGCCUCUGCUCUAUUUGGAACCACCUCUCCGGAGUUGUGGAAUGCGCUGCUGGGGUCUAGCGGAGCUGAAACUCUGGAAAUCUAUCUAACUCCUCUCUUCACGCUGUGGUCGCUCAUUCCGGAGGAUUAUGUGUUAUAUGUUUUCCUGGCACUCCUAUUCUUGUCAGUGCUGUUCCUGCUGCUGGCGCAGAGAUGCUUCAGAUCACGCCAAACAUUGACUAAGAAGCAGCGCCGUUACCUGCAGGAUCGACAUGCUUAUGUGAAGGAAGUUGUGGAACAAAAGCAGAAAAAGCUUUAUGAAGAUUACCUGAAGCAAAGUGUAGGGGAGCAUGACAUGAGCUGACUCCAAAAUACGUUGUACGUGGAAGAAACGCUCCAGGCAAAAGAAGUCCAACCACUUCUGUUACCCAGAAAUCUAUCUCACACUGCCAUAACAGACUGUAUUAUGCAGGCAGCUCUGGCAUUACAGGGGUUAAACCAGCUAAUCUUCACGCCAGUGACACUAUUGCAGCUAUACCUCACGUGACUUUGGGAAACAAUCCCUACUCCAUAAAUAGAUAUUUUUUAUUAUUAUUAUUUUAAGGGUUAAAUCGUCUUCUUCUGGAAACACUGUCUAAUUAUGUUUACCUCUUUGCUCAUGUGAGAAUUAGUGCUGUUUUACCCUCAUAGCACCAGCAUUAAACUACUGAUUAUUUUUUAUAUAUUUAAGGGCUACAAACGUGAAAUUUACAGAUAGUCUAUUAUACAAAUGCAUAUGUAACUUUUUAUUUUAGAAUUGGUCAGCAUUAAAAGCCGAAUGAUAUCAGCACUUCAAUAAAGCGGCAGUGUCUCCGCAUUCCUGGCUUCCAUUACAAAACACGUGCUUCUCUACAGUGAUACGGAGUAUUGGUGCUCUGCCUUGUAUAGUGUGUAAUAAUAUGCCAGAAAGUCCAUAAGCUAUUGACCUUGUAGCAGGGGUCUGAUUGUUACAGACAGGAAAUACAAUUAUGACCUAGUGCCUUUUUAUACCAAGUAAACCAGAUUGCGUGGGAUCAGCCAGACGUCUAUUAACACUGCCAGUAUUGUGGGCAUUGGAGGGGUAGAUAUGUCCUGUUGUCCCAUUUGUCAGUAAUAGUCUUCCCCGUGUGAUCUUAUUUGUGUGUUUUGUACAUCAAAAUAAAUAAGUUAUUUUCAAAAAAA